AGGGUUAAAGAUUAUGAAUCAUUUACCGAGAAAGUUAAAUUUGGAUACUUCUCCCAUUUAAAGCGUACAAUUUCCAGCGAGUCAGCAGUUUUACCACGGCAGCGAGCUAAUAAACAUCUGGUUAUUAUUUAGUUCCGUAGUUUUAGCCGAUUUACAACGCCAUUAGUCCGUAGAUUUAGGGAAAAACCAGUGCGUGGAAUAGGAAAACCACAUCGAAAACCCAGUGAAAAUGUACGGCAUUGAUAAUUACCCCAAGAAUUAUCAUGCCAGUGGCAUUGGCCUUGUCAACUUGGCGGCCUUGGGCUACAGCAAGAAUGAAGUCAGCGGCGGGAACGAAGGAGCAGCCCCCAAGCCCACGGCGGGUCUCUACCCCUCGUUGCCCUAUCCAUCAUCCGAAUCCGUGGGCGGAAUGCCAUAUGUGGUGAAGCAGACGAGUCAUGCCCAGAAUGCCUCGUACGCGGGACACCCAAUGGGUAUGGGAAUGCCCGUGCCAGGAGCCCCCUCAGCGCCGGCACCCUAUCCAAGUGCCACACCAUACCCGGGAGCAGGACUUUAUCCCAGUUUGCCAUCAGCGAACGCUUCAUCGCUGCCGUACCCCACUGCGCCAAUGGCACCCUAUCCAACCGGAAUGCCCUAUCCAACUGGCAUGCCACAGCCCAAUCUUCCCUAUCCGGCUGCUCCGCUUGCACCAUAUCCAUCUGCCAUGCCCGGUUUGCCCAGUAUGCCAAUGCCGUACGCUCCCAUGCCAACGAGUCCGGCUCCGCAGCACAGUGCCGGAUUCCCAGCACUGCCAUAUCCCUCGGCUCCGCCACCGGCCAGUGCUCCAACCCAGGAGGAGGAACCUUCUGUUGGCGUGGCCGAGCUAAGCUUCACCAGCGUGAAGGUGCCCGAGAACCAGAACAUGUUCUGGAUGGGUCGCAAGGCCACUAGUACCCGGCAGAACAGCGUGAGCAAAGGCGAUUUUCAAUCUCUGCGCGACAGCUGCGUUGCCAAUGGAACCAUGUUUGAGGAUCCCGAUUUUCCGGCCACCAACGCUUCGCUGAUGUACUCACGGCGACCGGAUCGCUAUUACGAGUGGCUGCGCCCAGGUGACAUCGUCGAUGAUCCACAGUUCUUCGUGGAGGGCUAUUCACGAUUCGAUGUGCAACAAGGAGAACUUGGCGAUUGCUGGCUCCUGGCUGCAGCUGCCAAUCUGACGCAGGACUCGACGCUCUUCUUCAGGGUGAUCCCGCCGGAUCAGGACUUCCAGGAGAACUACGCUGGCAUCUUCCACUUCAAGUUCUGGCAGUACGGCAAGUGGGUGGAAGUGGUCAUUGAUGACCGUCUGCCCACCUAUAAUGGCGAGCUGAUCUACAUGCACUCUACCGAGAAGAACGAGUUUUGGAGCGCCCUGCUGGAGAAGGCCUACGCCAAACUCCACGGAUCCUAUGAAGCACUCAAGGGCGGCACCACGUGCGAGGCCAUGGAGGACUUCACUGGCGGCGUCACCGAGUGGUAUGACAUCAAGGAGGCUCCCCCAAAUCUAUUCAGCAUCAUGAUGAAGGCCGCCGAACGUGGUUCGAUGAUGGGCUGCUCCUUGGAGCCGGAUCCACAUGUUCUGGAAGCCGAGACGCCACAAGGAUUGAUCCGCGGUCAUGCCUACUCCAUUACCAAGGUAUGCCUAAUGGACAUCUCGACGCCGAAUCGUCAAGGAAAGUUGCCCAUGAUCCGUAUGCGUAAUCCAUGGGGUAACGAUGCCGAGUGGAGCGGUCCGUGGAGUGACAGCUCGCCGGAGUGGCGAUUCAUACCAGAACACACGAAGGAGGAGAUUGGCCUGAAUUUCGACAGGGACGGCGAGUUCUGGAUGUCUUUCCAGGACUUCCUCAAUCACUUUGAUCGCGUGGAGAUCUGUAACUUGUCGCCCGACUCGCUGACUGAGGAUCAGCAGAACAGCUCUCGCCGCAAGUGGGAAAUGUCCAUGUUCGAGGGUGAGUGGACAUCGGGCGUAACAGCCGGAGGUUGCAGAAACUUCCUGGAGACAUUCUGGCACAACCCACAGUAUAUCAUAUCACUCGAGGAUCCCGACGACGAGGAUGAUGAUGGCAAGUGCACGGCUAUUGUGGCCCUCAUGCAGAAGAACCGACGUAGCAAGCGCAAUGUGGGCAUCGACUGCCUGACCAUCGGAUUUGCUAUAUAUCACCUCACAGACCGUGACAUGGAAGUGAAACCCCAGGGACUGAACUUCUUUAAGUACCGAGCUUCGGUGGCGCGUUCACCACAUUUUAUCAACACGCGCGAGGUCUGCGCUAGGUUUAAGUUGCCACCUGGCCACUACCUGAUUGUUCCAUCGACCUUCGAUCCGAAUGAGGAGGGCGAGUUCAUUAUUCGCGUCUUCUCCGAGACGAUGAACAACAUGACGGAGAACGACGAUGAGGUUGGCUUUGGUGAGACCGACGAUCGCAUUGCACCGUCUCUGCCGCCACCAACUCCAAAGGAGGAGGAUGAUCCGCAGCGCAUUGCACUGCGUCGGCUGUUCGACAGCGUGGCUGGCAGCGAUGAGGAAGUGGACUGGCAGGAGCUGAAGCGCAUACUGGAUCACUCAAUGCGCGAUGUUAUGGUGGGCACUGAUGGCUUCUCCAAGGAUGCCGUGCGUUCGAUGGUGGCCAUGCUGGACAAGGAUCGCUCCGGUCGCCUUGGUUUCGAGGAGUUCGAAGCUCUGCUUACCGAUAUUGCCAAGUGGCGGGCGGUCUUUAAACUGUAUGACCCACGUCGCACUGGCAGUAUUGAUGGAUUCCAUCUGCGAGGAGCACUCAAUUCCGCUGGUUACCAUCUGAACAACCGGCUCCUGAAUGCCCUCGCCCAUCGCUACGGAUCGCGUGAGGGACAAAUACCAUUCGACGACUUCUUGAUGUGUGCCAUCAAGGUGAGGACGUUCAUCGAGAUGUUCCGUGAACGGGACACGGAUAACACGGACACGGCCUUCUUCAACUUGGACGACUGGCUGGAGCGAACAAUUUACUCUUAAAUUACUUGCAAUUGCUACUAAUCUAAUCCUAAGUGCCACGUAUACUUAAUCUACCUGUGCAUUAUAUUAUUCAUGCAUUCAAAUGAGCAAAGCAAAACACACAGAUCCAUGACGAUGCGGCCCGGAGAUGAAAAGAGAUACACUCACUGAGCCAACAGGAGAAUCUUAUCUAUAUGACCAAAUCCGGAAAUACAAAUCAUGUGGCGAAAUUGGAGUGGCCUUGGCAUGGCACGAGGUUGCUAUGCACGAUAAACCGCAUACACAAUUUAUACAAUUAACGCCAUAGAAUUUAUUCUAUGCUGAGCAACUGGAGGGAUGACUAAGAGCAAUCAUCAAGAAAAAAAAUGUGCUCCAUGCACCUGGACAAGAGCCGGACAUUUACUAGUACAAACGGAACAGUGCAUUGCUACUUUACCUAACCUUUCGCAACGAGACACUCGGAAAGCCAUUAGUACGCAUCAACAAUAUUUAUUAGAUGUACGGAAUGAAUAAGCAUGUAUUUUUGUAUCAUCGUUAGCUCGGAGCAGCCCUUUACAUAUUUGCCCAGGUGCUAGAAAUAAGUGCAGCCAAACGCAGUUACCCAAACAAACGUUUUAAUUGUUAUCAGGAAAGCAACGCGAAGCGAGCAAGCCAAUCAAUCACUCAUCGAAUAUUUAUAGGCUUAAGCAGGAUAUGAAAAUAUCAGUCUAUUCGUAAUAUGUACUCCCCGUAUAACGUGUAUUGAGUUUUCUGAUCAGCAAUCUCAAACCAUACCUUAAGCACCCUCUACGUCAAAAUAAGUGUUAAACUAAUUAAAAUUAACCAAUUGGGCUUAGAGGCUCUUUGUUGAACGCUUUUAUACUGUACUAUAAUUUUCGUAAACAAUUUAACUAAUCAAAAUUACUCCUUUAUGCAAUUGUUACUAUUAAUAAUUUGUUGUGCAACUUUUCUAUGUAUGUAAAUAAAAGGCAGUGAUGAUGCAGUCUACUUGACGACUAUAACCACAUCGGCACCGUU
This is a messenger RNA of Drosophila santomea, 4000 nucleotides long. RefSeq names its product calpain-B. Gene Ontology annotation, molecular function: calcium-dependent cysteine-type endopeptidase activity; calcium ion binding. The transcript has 3 exons. Gene Ontology annotation, biological process: proteolysis. Gene Ontology annotation, cellular component: cytoplasm. Bases 230 to 3004 code for a protein of 924 amino acids. The record is from RefSeq and is a predicted model, not a curated record. Lineage: Eukaryota; Metazoa; Arthropoda; Insecta; Diptera; Drosophilidae.